AUGUCUUUCCUCGGCAAGAAGUUUCCGGCGCCUGUCGCCCGCCCCAUGUGGCCUUUCUACAUCUCCGGUCUCGUCAUCCUCUACGGUGUAAACUCGGCCGCGAACGCCAUGGCUACCGCCGACGAGUACAAGAACGACCCGCGAAACCCUCUCGUCAAGAACCAGGGACCGAACGCCGCCCACUAG
Messenger RNA from Cucurbitaria berberidis CBS 394.84, 186 nucleotides. RefSeq lists its product as uncharacterized. Gene Ontology annotation, molecular function: proton transmembrane transporter activity. Lineage: Eukaryota; Fungi; Ascomycota; Dothideomycetes; Pleosporales; Cucurbitariaceae. The record is from RefSeq and is a predicted model, not a curated record. Gene Ontology annotation, biological process: proton motive force-driven ATP synthesis. The transcript is spliced from 4 exons. The coding region runs from base 1 to 186 and encodes 61 amino acids.